Messenger RNA from Hyaloscypha bicolor E, 1215 nucleotides. RefSeq lists its product as uncharacterized. Lineage: Eukaryota; Fungi; Ascomycota; Leotiomycetes; Helotiales; Hyaloscyphaceae. Bases 1 to 1215 code for a protein of 404 amino acids. The transcript is spliced from 3 exons. The record is from RefSeq and is a predicted model, not a curated record.
AUGCCACCAUAUCAAUCUCAAAUAAUUUUUAUCGAAAGAAGAUGUCUUGAAGAAGGCCGAGAAUCACAAACAGAAUUCUGGCAGAGACACUCUUCAGAGAUGGCACAAUUAAGGCAGACCUACCCGGGAGCACCGGGGGACUACCUUGCCCAUCUCGUCGCUGUCAGAAUUUGGAGAUAUUACUGGGGAGAUACAUUCCCUUUUCCUCCAUAUACUUCGAACGUGCCAGAGGUCGCAGCUUCGACGCCGCACCAGUCUGACGAUGUGGCAGAAACUGGACAAGCUGUAGACUCUUCGUCUAUAUUGACAGAUAGUAUGUCAGACAGAGAUAACAGCUCAGACUUGGACACCAUUCGCAAUCAAAAAUCAACUCAAGAAACGUUCUCGACAACUACCUCAGGAUUCGGAGGCGCGACACCAGAGAUCCCGGACUCUCAAGAUGAUUCAAGCGCGAUGCUGACUCCAGAUGAAGGUUCAGUGGAGUUGGGAAACAGACCCAGACCAAGAGGUACCCAGGAAAGUCAAGAUGACGAUUCACGGGAUUCCGAGCAAGGGUCCGUGGAGUUGGGCGGAAGAGGGCCAACUCCCGACAUACCAGACAGUGAGCAAAACUCGCAGCAUGUUGCAACGAGCAAUGUUUCUUCAGACGAGGAGUCACGGUCGUCAGCAGAGGCCAGGAGAUCAGUAACACCUCGUCCCCGUCAUGCCCUGAGGGAUGGCAGAACAGAAGUCCCAGAGACAGAUCUAGAGUCAGAAGACUCUGGUCAUGAAAACAUCCAAGAUUACGAAGACAGUAGAGCUGCCGAUAAUGUAGAUGCGCAAAUCGAGGAAACUUCUAUAUCAAAUAUGAUCGGGGCCGCUGAUAGAACUAGGACAGGAGACUUUGCAGAUGAUGAAGACUCAGACAGAGACAACAUUCGGAUCCCUUUCCAGAGUCUAGACGACUGGGAACUAUUUUCAAACCGACCUCGCAUUCUUUUAAACCUACCCGGAUCUUUGCUAGACGACUUGGAUCACUCUCAAAACGAGGGUGCAGUCGGUACAACGAAACAGUCCAUGAUUAAUCAAGCAUCGCAGCAUUUGUCUGUUGAUAGCCAAGAUACUUCUGCUGGGCCGGUCGAAAACUCGACCCAAUUUCCCAAAUUGCCGCCUAAACUUCGCAGCAAUAUCUUGAAGCUUGGAUGCUUCGAAACUGGAAACUUUGGAUCACAAUGA